Molecule: messenger RNA, 1379 nt
Organism: Cucurbita pepo subsp. pepo (vegetable marrow)
Lineage: Eukaryota; Viridiplantae; Streptophyta; Magnoliopsida; Cucurbitales; Cucurbitaceae
Product: protein LATERAL ROOT PRIMORDIUM 1-like
Biological process (GO): positive regulation of DNA-templated transcription
Cellular component (GO): nucleus
Molecular function (GO): DNA binding; DNA-binding transcription factor activity
Source: RefSeq, a predicted model, not a curated record
AGAAAUUCCCCGCCAUGAACACACCAACAUCAUUCCAUUUGCUUUCCUCUUAACAAAUUUAUUCAUCGUUUAAGUGCUGUUCUUCCCAAAUCUGAAACACCCUUUUCAGUUUGUUCCAAUCAAUCAUCUUCUUCACUCUGUUUUUCAAUGUUGGGUCUCAGAGAUGUUCUGUUUUUAGCUCCGACGUCUACUUCCGAUCAUCAUCCUUCUCUGCCUCUUCACUCCCCCGCCGCUCUCGGUGUCAGCGUUGGCAUUUUUCCACUUUUAGCGGCAACCCCAUCUCUCCCGCCUCCUCCUCAGCCGCCUAAUCAGACGGCUGAGGAAGUUAGUGAUCGUACUCGGAGUUUGGAGAAUCUGAAGAAAACCCAUGAUUUUGGGUUUGGGAAAGGGGAUUCGUUUAUUGCCGGCGACAAAGGCGACGCCGGCGAGAGCUCCAUGGCGGUUUGUAGGGACUGUGGAAACAGAGCUAAAAAAGAGUGUGAGUAUCGGAGGUGCAGGACUUGUUGUAAAGGACGAGGGAAUCAUUGCUCUACUCAUGUGAAGAGUACUUGGGUUCCGGCGUCUCGCCGCCGUGAACGUCAGAUGUUGGUGGUGAUGGACGGCGUCGCCACUGCUAGUGGCGACGGUGGUUCUUCUGGUUCUUCGUCUGCUGGUGCUAAAAGACCCAGAGUUUUGAUUCCUUCGCAGAGUACUCCUCCUGCCGCCGCCUCUCACGCUUCUGCCUCCAUUGCUACCACCUCCCGGAGCUUUGAAACAACCUCCAACCAUCAAGAUGCAAGCUUCAAGAAGUCCUUACCGGGGCAAGUUCGUGCCCCGGCGGUGUUCCGGUACCAUAGAGUGACAGCCAUUAGCAGUGGUGAAGGAGAGUUAGCAUACCAAGCAACAGUCAACAUUGGUGGCCAUGUCUUCAAAGGCUUUCUGUAUGAUCAAGGAGUUGUUGAUCACAAAAAUGGAUACCCAUCUCUUUCACAUCUCCAUUUGGAAAGUGGUAGCCAUCACAGGGAAUAGACACAUUCCUCCUCUUCUUUCUUCCUAAACUCUUCGUCCUAACGAUUACCCGAAACCUCGGUCUCACCUCGGCUCUCGGCUCCCGGCUCUCGGCUCGGAACCUUGAAAGAUAUCAUAUCUCUACUAGGAUGAAGCAAGCAAGCUUGCUUGCCCCCAUCUCUUGUUUGAUUGUCUAUCUAAGAAACGCUCGUAACCGUCGAGUAUCUACUUGUGAAUGCUAUCAUUUAGCUACGACUUCAAAUAUUGUCACCGAUAUGGAUCUUCUCUAAUUAUGAUUGAGACCGUGUUCAUUGUGAAUAUGUAGUAGGAAGCUAUAUGAAUGAAGUCGAAGCCAACACGAGAAGGCGAACAAAAUCCAUAGCUCACUAUCA